Molecule: messenger RNA, 1780 nt
Organism: Stegodyphus dumicola
Lineage: Eukaryota; Metazoa; Arthropoda; Arachnida; Araneae; Eresidae
Product: cysteine-rich venom protein AnHyalC-like
Cellular component (GO): extracellular region
Source: RefSeq, a predicted model, not a curated record
CGCCUCUUGAGAAGCCGCUUCGUUAAUCAACCCUUUAUCCUCCGCAAACCUCUCAAGAGUUCAUAUAAGAGAUACGUUAAGAAAAUUAUCAUUUGUUCUUAAUAUAUAUCUCAAACGAUUUUCCUCUUUUUGAGUUACUUGGGGGAAUAUCAGUUGACUUUAGAAUUGUGCACACUCCAUUUCAAAAUUUAGUUUCAGUAUAUUCUAUAAUACUCUAAUGUGAAUAUAUUGAAAAAUAUUGUAUCCAAAUCCUAAUUUUGAGGACUUUGAAGCUGCCGAAGAGAAGCCCAGGUUGGAACUCAAGAUAAAAAGGAAAAAGAUCUUAUAAGGACCUGCCUGAACAAAUGCAUCACAUAUUAGGGCUCUGUCUAGUGCUGGCCCAUCUAUUGUUUCAAGUAGACAGUCGAGCACGAUACUAUCAAGGAUGCCCACUCAUCUACAUGAGAUACAGUUACCAACAUACAGCUUGCCGACCUCCUAACCCUCGAUGCACUAUCUAUUCUCGAGGCAUUAGUCAACAUGAAAAAGAUUUUAUAGUAUGGAAACAUAAUUAUCUUAGGAGUAUCGUAGCGCAAGGAUAUGAGAGAACAAAUAAUCAACCUCCUGCUGCAAACAUGAUGCAAAUGGUUUGGGAUGAAGAACUGGCAGCUGUGGCUCAAAAGCAUGCAGACCAGUGCAUCUUUCAACAUGAUUGCCCUGAAUGCAGAUCCGUGGAAGCCUUCUCGGUAGGUCAAAAUAUUGCAACAAGAGCUAAAACUGGAAAUUCAUUACCGACAUCUGAUUGGGAAUCAACAAUACAAAGUCUUUACGAUGAAGUCAAAGAUUUUUAUCCAAAAUGGAUCAGUCCUUUCAGAGCACCAAAAUAUCCAAUGACAGGUCACUACACCCAGGCUCUAUGGGCAUCAUCUUGGAAAGUAGGCUGCGGUUAUACCGUUCAUAGUUAUUCGAAUGAUCCAAGAUUUCAAUACGUCGAAUUGUACACAUGUAACUAUGGACCAACGGGAAAUUUAUACAUGCAAGAUAUGUACAGAAUUGGACCAGCUUGUAGUCAAUGCCCUGAAAAUACUUGUUGUGGCAAACAGUGUGAGCGUCUAGGUAUCCGAGCUGAUUAUCCUGGACUUUGUAAGACAAUUAACUCUUUUGGACCUCAGCCGGAAUUUCCUCGAGGAAAUGUCUACUUGUGGUGCAAUUUCAGAGAAGGUCAUCCAAGCAGAGAAUGGUGCGAAUUUGUUAUUGAAGGUGCAAGGCAAUGGAAAACAAGAAAAGUUGCUACAGGAACAUACGCUGCAAUUGUAUUAGAAGGCGGACAGAAAACAUCUUUACAUUUUACAAGAGAAACGGAUUUCUCGAAGCUAAUGUGCUUCAACAUGGAAUAUCGUAAAGGUCCUCAUAUUGCUGCCGAUCGAUCAAACAAUAAACUGAGUGCUGUAUUCCACAGUACAGUAUCAAACGGUUAUUACUAUUUAAAUGUCACAUCGGAUGCUAAAGAUUGGACAACUAUUGAAUUGCCAGUUUCGUGGUGGGGAGGCCCAAGUUUGAUGUCCCUUACAUAUGAAGUGCCACAUGGGGCUGCACCACAGUAUUUGGAUAUUAGACAAAUAGUUGUAAACGAAGGCCAGUGUCAUAAAAAAGCUUACCUGGGUUGAAACUUAGGUAACACUUGUCACCAGCCACUGCAUGGACCAUUUCCUACACUAGCUCAGGAUGACUGCCUAUAUUAGGGGUAUAAUCAUGAUGUCAUUGUAUCACAUGUAAUAAAUAAAGUAUUUAAUUUCAGGUU